This is a messenger RNA of Cuscuta campestris, 1733 nucleotides long. Lineage: Eukaryota; Viridiplantae; Streptophyta; Magnoliopsida; Solanales; Convolvulaceae. The record is from the annotation of a GenBank genome assembly.
AUGUUCUCCGUAUAUAAUACGGAACCGCCUAGAAGCCCUGAGACUCUCAUUCUAAUACAUCACCGCCUAGUAAAGAUGAUGAUCGCAGAGCGACAAUACGCCGUUCAUCAACCGUCCAAUAUGCAAUUUCCCGUCCGGCCCAAAGAAUAUUCCGUCUCCGGCGACGAUUUCUCCCUCAUGUCCUUCCUCCCUAACGACGCCGCUUUGGAUGCUCUCCUCCGUUACCUGCCGUCCAACACUAGAAGCGACCCCGCCGCGAUUGACGGCCGAGUAACGGACACUUACUCUUCCUGCGACCACUUCCGGAUGUACGACUUCAAGGUCCAGCCCUGCGCCCGUAGCAAGUCGCACGACUGGACCGACUGCCCAUUCGCCCACCCGGGCGAAAAGGCCCGCCGGCGGGACCCGCGGGUCCACCGCUACUCCGCCGCCCCCUGCCCGAAAGCGGACGCCUGUGGGUUCGCGCACGGGGUGUUUGAGUCGUGGCUCCACCCGGCGCGGUACCGUACGCAGCCGUGCAAAGACGGGCCGAGCUGCGGGCGGCGGGUCUGUUUCUUCGCGCACUCGCCGGAGCAGCUGAGGGUCUCCUCCCCGGAGUCGGACUCGCCGCCGGCGUCCCCGAUGGCCGCCUCCCUGCGUCGGCUGCAGCUCACAAGGGUGAAAUCCAUGCCCGUGAACCGGUCCGGUUUAUACAGCUUGCCUUCGACGCCGACCCGGGGUACGACCCGAACCGGGGUGUGGGACAAGAGCUUUCUGGAAGGGGAUGGAGAGAUUCCGAUGGAGAGGGUGGAAUCGGGGAGGAACUUGAGGACGAGGAUGUUUCAGAGAAUAAGCGAGGAAAAUCCGCUGGGAGUGGGUGACCCGUAUUCGGACCCGAAUACUCCACACCCGGACGUGGGAUGGCUAGCCAGCCAGGCAAGGGCAGCCAUGGGAAGAGCACCAUGUUGUGACAAAACAAAAGUGAAGAGAGGGCCAUGGUCACCUGAUGAAGACACCACUCUCAAGGCCUAUGUUCACAAAUAUGGGACUGGUGGCAACUGGAUUUCCUUGCCCCAAAAAGCUGGUCUAAAACGUUGCGGGAAGAGUUGUCGGCUGAGGUGGCUGAAUUACCUAAGACCCGACAUCCGACACGGCGGUUUUACUGAGGAAGAAGAUCGGGUCAUCCUCUCCCUCUACAACAACAUAGGAAGCAGGUGGUCUGUCAUAGCAUCACAUCUUCCAGGUAGAACAGACAAUGAUGUGAAGAACUAUUGGAACACAAAGCUGAAGAAGAAACUCCUGGCGGCGGCUGCCACCGCCACGACCCCCGCCACCGCCGCCACCGCCAGCUCCAACCCAUUCACCAGAACGGUUCCGAUGGGUUUCGAUCCGACGAACUAUUACGGGACGGAGCCCAGCUCCGUCCCAGAAGUAGCGGUCGGGUCGCAAUUCCCGGGCCCGAACAUUGAAGAGGUUGAAGAAAACUGUACAAAAAACAAUGCAAAUUUCACAACAUCUUUAAGUAGCCAAGAAAUACCAUUAUUCUCUUAUGACAACAGCUGCUGGGUGGGCAUUAAUAAUGGGGGAAUUGAGGAAGAUGAGCUUUUUCUCAUGGAUCAUAUUAUGAAUAAUUAUGGGUUUGAUUACCAGCAUGAGAAAUUUGGAGCUGCUGCUGCUAAUUGCUCCACUAAUCCCCCAUCAUCCAAAGGCUUUGGAUAUUGAUUCCACCAAGAUAAUUAAUAUUAAUUGUGGUA